Messenger RNA from Gigantopelta aegis, 6964 nucleotides. RefSeq names its product lysine-specific demethylase RSBN1L-like. The transcript has 5 exons. The record is from RefSeq and is a predicted model, not a curated record. The coding region runs from base 1 to 2583 and encodes 860 amino acids. NCBI's taxonomy places the organism in Eukaryota, Metazoa, Mollusca, Gastropoda, Neomphalida, Peltospiridae. Gene Ontology annotation, cellular component: nucleus.
AUGGCGGAGAAAGAGUCGUACGAAGCACGACUUGAGAGUUCAAAUGAUAAUAUUUUUGAAAUAUUGCAAAAAGAAGCAGCGAUAACACCUGACAGUAUAAGCACUAAGGACAAAAAGGUAGCUGACACAAUUGAAAAUAUUAUUGAUUUUGGAAGAGAUCAACUUGGAUAUCGGAAUUUGCCAGGUUCACAUUCGCAGUGUUUGCCUGCAACAACUAAUGACAAUGAUGAAAUUGAAGGUUCACUUGAUGAUACAUCUCCUAAUUCAAAAAGACCAAAGUUAAUAAUAUCUUCUCCAAACUCUGUAAUUACAGCUGAUGCUUGUGUGAGUCCAGAGAAUAGCAAGAGGAGGCGAAUUCAGCACGAUUAUAGACGUUUGUCCAGCUCCGGUUAUGUUGAUGAUUAUGAAGCAGGAAAAGCACAGAUAUUCAACACUGAAGAUCCUUCUGUAAUAGUAGCCCCAAAUGUUUCUCCACGUUUGAAAGUCAACAGUACCUCACCAAAAGCAAAAUCUCCGAAUAUGCCAUUUAAUAUGGUUAAAAGUCCACCUUUAACAGAUGGUGACACACGUCAUGUUGUUAAAAAGGAAAAACAAGACUUGAAAACAUCACCAAAAGAUUUGAAUGAGAGAGCUGUGGAUGAUGCAGAAGAGCAACCAGCUGUUGGUCACAACUCUCACCAGUUGUCACAGAAUCCAGCAGAGACAAACAACGCUGCAUCACCACGGAAAUCAAGAAUUGUGAAAACCGACAUUGCUGUGUCCAGUUCAAAGAUACCGUAUCAGAAUGGAUGCCUUCAUUCUGAGCAGAAGGCAAACGGUGGAAUUGAAGGCAGGUCCAAUGAGAGAGUCCCUUUAGAGAAGAUCGGUGUAAAGGGAAUUUCUACUGCUGAUCAGCUUCCAUCCAAGGUUGAUAUUAAUGCCAGCAGUUUAAGAAUCAAUUCUCCAAGAACACCGACAAAAAAGCGAAUCGUCAGCAAUUGUGGGGUUCAGGUUAACUUGCGUCGCAGAACAGAAAACAAAGGAUCGCAGACGUCAAGCCAGGUUUUGUUUCCACAUGGUGUGUACCACAAGUUUGAUUCAGGAUCUCAGAAUUAUGCACCAGAAGCCCACAGCCACAAAUCUCAAGUUCACACACAGUCACAAGCAACACAGACUGCUGAUGUUCAGUCCACUACUCCAAUUAAAGUCCGACACCACACGUCCAAAUUUGAUGUCUCAUCUAUACCAUUUUAUCCCAAUUCUGAUGAUCGAAUUCAUAACUUUAAAAGCCAAGAAAAAACUGAUUUUGUGUCAAAAUAUAGCAAGUAUAUUCAUAUUGACAAACACCCUAACGGGGGUUCUGUCGUGGUGCAUUCUUACCAGGACGAGUUGUGCGAUCUUUCUCCGGAAGAAAUGGAAGAGUUUGUGCAGGGAUAUUUUGAUAUUGUGUAUGGGGAGGAGACUGAGGGCGUCUCAGACUGUGUGAUGGGCAUUGUUCAUGGAGCAGCUAAAUAUUUACCCGAUUUCAUUGACUAUUUUGGUGAGUGUUACCCCAACAUGCUUGUCAAGGCAGGCAUGCUGGGAAGGUCUGACGUAGAUUCCACCUCGAUGGGUGCCUACAAGAAACAGUUGCAAAACACAUAUCAAAAUGGAACCUUCCGCACAGGGCCUCUGUUGCAAAUUAGCCUGGUUGGGACGGUCCACGAAGAGGUUGGAGACUUUUUCCCAGAGUUUCUAUCUCUGUUGGAGAAAGACCCAUUCCUGAAGGCUACAAUACCGUGGGGCACCUUGUCCACACUGCAGAUCAGUCCUAGAGAAAGUAACGAUGGGCCGAUUCUGUGGGCCAGACCAGGAGAGCAGUUGAUUCCAACUGCUGAGAUGGCAAAAUCCCCCAUGAAGAGGAAAAGGGGUGCCAAUGAAUUGAAAAACUUGCAAUAUUUGCCACGUGCCUUAGAACCAAGAGAGAUAUUGAUUGAAGACCGCACCCGUUGUCAUGCGGAUCAUGUGGGCCAUGGCUUCGAUCGUGUCACUACAGCAGCAGUCGGUGUUCUGAAGGCAGUGCAUUAUGGAGAUACAAAACCGGGAUAUAAUCGUAUUGUGAAGGAAGUUGUUUGUUUUCAUGCUGGGGACUUCCUCACCCUCACUCAGAAACUUCAGCUUGAUCUUCACGAACCUCCCGUCUCACAGUGUGUCACUUGGGUAGAAGAUGCCAAAUUGAACCAGCUGGCCAGGGAAGGCAUACGCUAUGCAAAGAUUUCUCUGAGUCACGAUGAUAUCUACUUCAUUCCGCGCAACAUCAUCCACCAGUUCAAGACGGUAUCGGCCGUCUCCAGCAUCGCUUGGCACAUCCGCUUGAAGCAGUAUUACCCAGAGAUCCAUGCUCCCAGCUCCGAAAACUCUGACACGGAGAACACAAAUAACAACAACAACAGCAGCAGCAGCAUUAGCCCCAAGCACGAAGCCAGUGUUGAAGUGAGUAUGCAGGUCGAAGAACCGGCUGUUGUAGAUGCUGUUGUAAAGACUGAUGAUGUCGUCAAGGUGAAAACGGAGGAAGAGAUUUCAAAAGUGAAUGAAGUAGACACAGAUCUGACAGAACAGAGGUAGCAUGUUACAGUGUUAAGAUGAUGCGUCAGUAGGACAGUUUUUAUCACACUUCAUGAGGCCAUCCUUUUGUAUAGAAAAGAUGAGAGAGGGGUUGGUAUAACAUGGGCAUCUAUUUUGUUUAGAAGGACUGUAUAUUUUAAAGAGAUUGCCCUGAGUUUGUUGCCAUUGUAAUAUGUUUCCGAUUAAUAGAGCAUUUUAAGUGACUAAAAUUGCAUAUUAAAUACAUUUUCUUGUUUAAAACAUCUAUGUAUGUAUAACUAAUGUGUUUCUGUCUUGAUGUUUGUAAUAGUCCAGCAAUCCCUACAGUUAAGAAAAUGUCCACAGCAGAAAAAAAUGUCACUGAAAACAAAACCUGAAUAUAGUGCCAUGGAGAACUAAAAUCACAGCAUUGCAGAUUGCCGUGGGCAAUUUGGGGAUUGUCCAUAUGAUUUUUACUUGACAAUAAUUUUGUACAUAUGAAACAAAAUUUAAAUUAGAAAGUAAAUAAAGUCUGAGCUUUCAGGGCUAUAGAUUGCAUCAAAGUUGAGGUGAUAAACGAUGUGCUCAAAAUACAUACGUGCCUGAAAUAAUCACGCCCAAAUUAAGUACAAAGAUGCUGACUGCAAAAGAUUGCACCUCAAAACCACUGAAAUGUUCAGUUUAAUUAAAUUAAAAUGAUAUCUCUACAGCACCUGUUAAUUACAGUAUUGAACUGAACUGACCUUCCUGCUCUCAGUAAAGACAAAAGUGAGAUCUAAUGUCCUGGCUGUUAUAAAUAUAUUAGGCUGAACAGAAGCACACCAGCUUUAUACAGACACUUAUAUUCUAAAAAAACCUGUGUAAUAUGUAAUUUAAAUCUUUGAAAAAUAUCUGUUAGUUGGAAGUAUCUUACAAUGGCAACAAACUCAGGACAGUCCCCAUAAACUUUUAUUAUUAUUUUAAAUUUAAUAUAUUGAGGCACUGGUGGUUAAAAUGUAUAUAUAUUAUCAACAUCGUAAUAAGAUUUUUCAUAGAUUUCUCAGGUUUAUAUUCGAUUGACCUGAUAGUUUACCCAACUGUUUGUUUCUGUUUUCUGGAUCUUAUUUGUCUUGAACGCAUUAUGAUAUAUAUUUAUUUAUAUAUCUGUUACCUAGUCUGACCAAUUAAGGUAUAUGGUAUUAAAAACAAAUUUAUACAAUUUAAGCUUGACAAAAUACAUUUUUGACAGUUUGACAAAUUACAAUAAAACUGAAAGAAAAUAUUAUGGUUGUUGAAAUCACUUUUUGGUGAAUUCUUUACAAAAUGUAUGGCCAAAUUCAUCUUUAGCAUAUACUUGGCAUUUGCAAGUAAGAGCUUAAACCCAACCCUUUGUUGAUAUGUAGUAUUGUUACCAAACAGUGAUUAUUUCUCCUACUAUACACUUGAUAGCAUCCAUACAUGGCAUCUAAGACAUUUGAGAGGUAUUUUUACUGUUAAUGAAUAUAUUGUAAAGUAAAAUCUGUUAUGUUGUAUCAACAUAUCUGUUUACAAUUCAGUGAAAUUCCCUCCGAGCCAAAAUGUAAGACUAUAUAUAUAUAUAUAUAUAUAUAUAUAUAUAUAUGUGAAUGUUUUUCAUAGUUUAAUGUUAUUGAAAUCCAUUAAAUUAACUAAACUUGGAGAUUUAACUUAUUUGCGUAAGUGUCCAGUUUAAGGGUAUUAUGUAUUGUAAGAAAGAACAGAUCUGUUCAGAAUAUGAACAAUGUAUAGAUCUUUGACAGGGCUAGUUCUAGAAGAGUAGAUAAUAGGGCCAAAUUAUCUUUGAAACUUCCAAAAUUGCAGAAACCCAGUUAUUUUUCAUCAACAUAUCAAUCAUUACAGAACUAGCCAUGAAUUUUUUGUUGUUGAGGUGAGCCAUUAAUUGCUCCCCUAAAUUAGAUUGAUUGUAGGGCUCUACUGAAGAUGAUACCAUAUUGAGCAUUGAUAUUUAAUACUUUUGUAGUACUGGUACUAUUUUCUUUUUUGAACUAUCCCUGAAUUUUUUGUUGUUGAGGAGAGCGAUUAAUUGCUCCCCUAAAUUAGAUUGUAGGGAUCUAUUGAAUAUGUUACCAUAUUGAGCAUUGGUAUUUAAUACUUUUGUAGUACUGGUACUAUUUUUCUUAAAAAUUACAUGUAAGGGGAGCUAAAAAUUGCUGUCCUUGAACUAAUCUUACGAGAGUGAUGAGGAGCUAAAGUGAUAGAACCACUUAAAUGGAGAGGUCUGCAAUUCAUGAAAUUGUUUUAUCAAAUUAACAUAAAAUUAGCCUAAAAAUUAGCCAAAAUUUGCAAAUCGCAGAGCUGGUCUAGCUGAUUAAAGCUAUGUUAAGAAAAGAUAUUACGUUAUUAAACACUGAAAUCACAUACAACAACCAUUCCUUCUCUACUGACUUGCAGGGAACAUUUUGUUCUCAAAAUCUUGAUUAGCGAUAUUUUUAGUCAUUUGAAAAUCGAUUAGCUGUUAAAUGUUUUAAAAUUUUGUAGUGAUGUCUCAAAUUUACGUAGCGAGAUACUGAACAUGUUCCCUGCCUUGAUUCAGGAAGAACAUGACUCUGUGGGUGAGGGUACUGAGUACUUUGAAUAAAGCUAGUAAUGUCAUAUCAAACUUUCUCAUUUUAGCUAUCAUGAAGUGUUAUUUUUGCAUUCUGUAUCUUUGUGUAUAUUUACUCAUUUUUUUGUCAUUGAGUGUAAAUUUAAUGGAUAUAAUCUCACAUUCAUCAGCAAUUUGGUUUCCAAAAGAUAUCGCUUAUUGCAAGACCUAUCUUAGAAUAUAUCUUAGAAUUUUAAUUUUUAUAUCAUUUAUAUUUUAAAAAUAUAAGUACCAGUAGUUGGUCAGUAUAAUAAAACUGCUUAAUUUAUACAGUUUUAUUAGCUAAUGUAUUUGCCAACUGCUUAACAAGUUCAAAAUAAUUGUGAAUAUUUACAGUUGAUCAGUUUCUUUACACAUAUUUGUAAAAUAGUUAUGUUUUGAUAGAAGCUCUAACAAACACAAAUGUCUUACAUUGAUAAGUUUCAUUAACUCUGUGAUCUAUAUAAAGAUUGUCUAUUGUGUAUCAAAAGUUCUUGGUUCAAGUUUCAGCUUUUCUUUUCUCUUGGUUUACAUUUAUUAUUUAACUGCAGUAAUUAAAGUAUGUACCUAAAAUCUGACAUUAAAUGCAAGAAUCAUUGUAGCUUAUUUAAAGGAAUAUUUUAAUAGUCUGCGUUGCAUUGUCAAGUUCAUAUUAAUUUAGUUUAUUUGUUGUGUUAUUUUAAUGAUCGGAGUUGCAUUUUCAAGUUCAUAUGAAUUUAGUUUGUCUAUUGUAAUAUUAACCACUGUGAAAAUGUGUUGUUGCAGAGCUGUGAUAGUCAUUUAAAAAUACUACAUCCUUCAUAAAAUAUUGUCUUGUUAUGAACUGACCCACAGUGUAAGCAAUGUAUUGUUCUGACCAUUCUGUGACUUGUAUUUUAAAAAUACAAAUUAUAUGCAUGCACUUUAUUGGGAAAAAUGAAGAAAUGUGUUGGCUCAAUAAUUGUUUGGGCAAUUUGUUUGAGUCAGUCGGCUAUAAACAGAAAUAAAUGUUCUUAAGUUUGGCCGUGUACUAGUCUGUUAUACACAGAUGUUGAAUAUUCACAUUUAGUAGGAAGUACAUUUAAAUUCAUCCAACAUGGCACUUAUUAGUCCCCUACUGGUCCAAUUGGAGGGGACUAUAGGUUUUGUCUUUGUCCUUUUGCCGAAUUGUCUGUCUGUCAGUUUUCAUGACUUUUUUUUUUUUUUUUUUUUUUUUUUUAUUAUUAACAAUGCCUCGAUAAUGAGUUACAAUUUUGUGUAUUGGUUUAUCAUGUACAGUUACAGAUUGUUUCACUUGCAUGUGGAUUUACUCAUUAUGACAGUAUGGCCAGAUCAAGUGUGACUCGUGGGAAUUUAUUCAAGAAUCAUAACUCUUGUCAAAUAUGGAAUUUAUCCAUGUUUGACAGAGUUAUGGCCCUUGACCGUAGGUAUGUGAGGCCGGGUAGGGGACAUAUAUUGCUUUAGCAGUACUCUCAGAAUGCUUGUUUAUGUUACUCAUAUAACCUACAUAUAUGAUAUAUUUGAAUUUGUUACUAUACUUGUUACAUGUUAUUUAUCUUCACAAUGCUUGCACUGCCAUUGCCUGCUUAAUUUCUCUUUUUAAUAGAAAUAUACUUUGAACUAAAAUUGAACUAUGCAUAAAACCAAAAACUAAGAUUAACAGGGGUGCAGAAAGUACUCACCCAGUCACCAAAUUAAAGUAGAAAUUCUGACGGAUGAGUUUUAAAAAUGGAACUAUAACUCUGAUGGGCGAUGUCUCUUUUUCUGACUGACUAAUUUUAAUAUAUAUAUAUCAGUGUUCUCGCUGGGUGAAAAUUAAAGGAGAGCGGCCGCUCGGCACCACAUCCUUCAAACCCCCCCCCC